Messenger RNA from Caenorhabditis briggsae, 309 nucleotides. The coding region runs from base 1 to 309 and encodes 102 amino acids. Lineage: Eukaryota; Metazoa; Nematoda; Chromadorea; Rhabditida; Rhabditidae. The record is from RefSeq and is a predicted model, not a curated record. The transcript has 2 exons.
AUGUCCUCACUUCUGAUGCUCGGGUCGCCAUUCGAAGUACCUCAUCAUUCUCUUCCUUACCUUCGUUUUAUAGUGUUAAAGAAAAGUUUGAAAUCCAGGUUACUUUACUGGUACGGAACAUUGGCGCUGUGGAAGAGAAACGUCGGUGGCCGUGGCCGAAAACCCCAGAUCUUCAGCUACAGUAACCACUAUUUUUUUCAGAGUUUAUUUUCCCGUUUUUCACUGCUUUCUGUCGAUUUUUUCUGUUGUUUUCUCCCAAACAAUCAGAAAAUAUUUCAAAAAGUUUUUGUUGGGCAAAUAGUUGACUGA